AUGGAACCAUAAAUCAAAGAAUUUGUAAGUUCAUUACUAAAUACUUAAAUUACUGAAACUUUGACUCUCUCUGAUAAGCAGAAACAAUUAAACCAUUAAACUGGACUAAUGUAUAUAUUAUUCUUCAAUUUACUUUAGAUGUUUUCUUUAAGGCUAUUGUUUAGAAAUCGGAUUUCAAGUUCAACCAAAUAUCAAUUAAGCUAUUACUCAUUAUUUGCACGGUGUCAAGUACUUUGCAGAUCCAUUAUGUGCCCAUUAAUUGGAGCAAUAUUAUACUAAAAAUAAGAAUAAAGUUUUGGCUACCUUGUAAGUAANAGAGUAAAUAAAAGCAAAAAAAAAAACCUACCCAUAAAGAAAGCAAUUCAACAAAAUUUUAGAAUAGGAUUAUUUUGAGUAACCUCAAGCUUCGAAUUAAAUGACUAUAGUUUAAGAAUCAGAAUACCAGAAAGUUAUGUUUUUGAUAGGAGAGAGAGUGUUUUUUUCAUAAAAUAGAAGUCAAAAUUUCAAUAAAAAAAUAGAUCAGAUUCUAAAAUUAAGAUUAUCAUUUACAUUAACAGUAAAAAUAAAUUUAAGUAGUCAAUAUGUAAGCGAUGAUGAAAAUGAAGGUAAAAAAUCCUAACGAUGA
This is a messenger RNA of Paramecium sonneborni, 625 nucleotides long. Lineage: Eukaryota; Ciliophora; Oligohymenophorea; Peniculida; Parameciidae. The record is from the annotation of a GenBank genome assembly.